GUCCAUACGAAGUCAUCGUUUUAUCGUUGUUGUCUACAUAUCAACAUAUGUAUUAUCGCUAGUAGAAACAUAUAUUUGUUCAAGACCUUCCAAACGAACUUUAAAUACCGCAAAUGGAAAUAUAUUCGUAUGGAAAGUCCUAUCUUGGAAACUGAUCGUGACAAGAAAGGAUAAUGGCCCACAUCACCCCACAUUAUUUUGUCACGUGGAACACGAUCGACAGAAGGUAUCAAAGCAAACUUCAAUGAAAUAUAAGAGAACGUGCUACAACCCUUUGUUAUUUGGAACACACCUUGGAAUAUACAGAAUGCGAAGCAUAUGUGGCAAAACACUGGGACCCGGUUUUCUUCCAUUUCGUGUUUGGCCUUUCUAUUCCCUACUUUUGUUUUUUGAGUUCAAAGUCUCUAUGGCGCAGAGUCCAGCUAAAAUCUUACAAUCUCCAUUGGACACAAAAGCAAUUGCCGGUGAAUCCGUGCUGUUCUUCUGUCAAGCAGAAGGAAACCCGACUCCACGUAUCACUUUUCGUUGGAACGAUAAUGAGCUUACUUCGAAUCGACCAGGACUGCAAAUUAAAACUGUGGCUGCAGAUAGCGUUUCGCUGAGAGCAAAGUUGGAAAUAGAACACAAUGGGGACACAGUCACGUGCUCCGCCAGAAACCAUGUUGGGUCCAACUCGGCCACGGCUCAAAUUACCGUGUACAGCGCGAACGAAACCCCACCAAAAGGAUUUCCAAAAAUUAUUCAGGAUCCUUCGGCUACGAUAAGCCAAGUUGGCUCAUCUGCCCAGCUCCAUUGUGAUGUGUCCGCAGACCCUCCCGCUACCGUCUCCUGGAUCAGGGACCAGUUUUACCCUGUAGAUAUGACAGCUCCAAGAUUUCGUUUGAUAGGAACCGGGUCUUUGGUAAUUGAGACGCUGUUAGAAGAAGACUCAGGCUCCUACGAAUGUAUGGCGCGAAAUUUAGUUGGAACUGUGUUGAGCAAUUCGGGACACCUGCAUGUGCGCACCAAUUUAACGAUUGCUUAUCAUUUUCUGCAACAACAAGGAAUUCAAUUUCCACCAAUCAUUAACGAAAUGCCAGAGAAGGUUUAUGUUCCACCGGGGCAAAGCACAAAUCUUUCAUGUCGCGCUGGUGGAUUUCCUGUGCCCAUGGUAUGGUGGUCCACCAUGGGAGCUCCAGCAGGUCCACGAAAUACCAGACCAAUUUUGCUUACCGAACGCCCGUUAACAAUUCCGCAACCGCAUGAAGGUACUUUGCGGCUCACUGAUAUAACCGAGACCCAUGACUACUAUUGCAUUGCUAAGAACAGUUUGGGUUUAGUACGAAGAAACGUCAGUGUUACUGUUAAAGAAUAUCCUGCGGCACCUACUGAACUGGAUGCAAGACCCAUUGGGAGUACCUUUGCUGUUCUUCGAUGGAAAGCUAGUAGCUCCCCAGACGUGGACUUCUACACCAUUGACUUGGCAAAGAAGGAGGAUAAGCUGGAGAAUGUCGGUCGUCGGCAGUUUACUGAUAUUCUUCACCCAUAUAUGAUCAACUUAAGUUCGGGAGAAGGACUGCACAUGUCAUAUAAUAUGACCAAUUUGUCGCAUUAUACGGAGUACGUCGCAAAUGUGUAUGCUGUCAGUCGAAUCUCCGGAACAUCGGCACCCAGUAAACCAGUUGAAUUUCGUACGGCUGAGCUGGCACCUGGGUCUCCGCCUCAGACGUUGCGUGCCACGGUGGUGUCUCCAAACUCGAUCACAGUCGCUUGGAGGCCGCCUACGGAAUCCAAUGGGCGCAUUACGGGAUACAAAGUGUACUUCACCACAAGGCCAGAAGAUCCGCUCAGUUCUUGGCUUGUAUCUCGCACAACCGAAGAACGCCUUCAGCUGACCCAGUUGGUACCCAAUGCUACAUACUAUCUGCGGGCGAGCGCUUACAACACCGCAGGUGAUGGUCCCAUCAGUGAACAGUUGCCAGUCGUCAUUACACCAGGAGUUCCUUCAGCACCAAUCGAAUUCCAAGGCGAAUCCACUGACCCAACAACAAUUCGUGUGCGCUGGAAAACACCUGAUGUUCCAGAUGGAAGAAGUUUACAAGACUAUCAACUUCGUUAUUAUGCACUCGAAAGUGCAAUGGAAGAACCCGUUCAAAGCGUACAAACUUUUUCGCUUGGUCCGGAGUCAACCGAAUACGUUAUGCAGCACCUGCACCCGAGCACUUCUUAUCACAUCAGUCUUGCUGGUCGCACUGCGAACGGAAUUGGGGUGAGAUCGCAAAUAGAGGUGACAACGAAGGAUCGGCCAUUUGAGCUACCUGCUCCAACCGGGCUUCAUUUACACUCUUUGACAAGUGAUAGCGCCAAGCUUUGUUGGUCACGACCAAAUCUGCCUCGAUCCACACACACCACGCUGGCUUACGAACUACUGUUUGGCAAUUCCAUUGAUACACUUGACCCGGAAAAUGCCACUGCAGUGAUCACACUCCCUCUGUCCAUCUGUUGUUGCUUCUCUUUGAUGCACUUGACCCCGGGGACAAGUUACCACGUUUGGCUUCGCCUCACUCAACAGCAAGUCGGCGGCCAUAACACCCAAGUAAAAGUAACCAAUCAAGCACAACUAGCGCCGUGGAUUACAUCCCCGUCCAACCGAUUCUUAGGGCCAGUGUCCGAACUACAAGUCUUUUCCACAUUGAAGACUGUGCCUCAAAUGCCUCGAGGAAGGAACGUAAUUGUGCGCGGACCAUCCGAAAUCCAAGUCACAUGGCAGGGCCCAAUAGAGCGCUUGUCCGACAUACAGCACUACAAGUUGGCGUGGAAUUGUCUUAGCUGUACUACGCUUCAAAACGGCGCUUCGCAUUCGCAAACAGGAGGCCAGAGGAAGGUUCUGGCCAACUAUGGAUCCAAUCCGGAACACCUGUACAGUGCCACUAUUGAUGAUCUCAGUCCUGAUACAUCCUACGAGGUCAGCGUGACAGCAGCUAAUCUGCGAGUUGUUGGCGAGCCGUACGUGUUCCCUGUAGUACGAACUCCGACUCAAACGCCUAUGAAACCGAAAAACUUGCAUUUGGUCGGCAUUCACAAGCGGCCAAUACCUCAGCCUGCUUCUUCGGAGCGAUUGGGGCCUCACAAAAAGACUGAGCUCUCUUAUCUGUCGGUUGAGCUUGCAUGGGAUCCUCCAGAAGGAUUAAGAACAAGUCAACAGAUCACUUACCAAGUAGCUGCUCGACUUGUUGGUCCGUCAGACCACAUUGCAGAACUUUCCGAGCAGUCAGGCUUCGGUGCUGGUGAUAUAACUGGGAGCAAUAAUUUUGGAGAAUUCAGUGGUUUUGAGGAUACAUUUUUGAAUGAGAAGGCUCUGCACCAUCCGCUUUUGCAAAGAAGGCUGCUGGCAAACGUGACAGGCAAUACCUUUCGCUCCUCUGAAAAUGACGACAUCGGAUACGGAGCUACAUACUUAUUCGAAGUUUCCCUCCUGAAUGACUCUGCGACCGGGCCGCCGACGAUGCUGAACGUAACCACACCGGAUGCACCCCCUUCCACUAGCCCUGUCCACUUGCGACUCAGCGGACUGUCUUCCAGUGCGGUGGAGAUGAGUUGGGCUCCUCCACCAGUGCAAUCCAGGAACGGGCAUAUAACUGGCUAUCAGGUGCGUUAUUUUGAAGUGGGCGCCGAGUCGCAGACUGAAACCAUGGCCAAAGUGACAGUACCAGGACAGAGACAGUACAUCGCUAAAGACUUAAAAGAGAAAACGUACUACACAUUCAUGGUGCGAGCAUUCACCUCAGCUGGUCCGGGUCCGUGGUCAGGUGCCAGCAACAUACGAACAAGUGUGGAACUCCCUCCACCACCAUCGGACAUAAAGGCCACCCGUAUUAACCAGCAUCAAAUUAAAGUGACCUGGAGCAUUCCGACCGUGGAGGAAUCGGGUGGCACUUCCCCAUAUGUAUCGAUCCAGGGAUUUCGCCUACUCUACUCUUCCAAUGAUAACCCUUACGAGGCUGGUCAGUGGACUUCAUUCGACGUCGGCCCGGUAAAUAUGGCUAUUAUCAGUCACCUUGAGAGCAAGGCCACUUAUGUGGUAUGCAUUAAAUCUCGUGGACAGGAUGGUCGCUACGGCGAUUGUAGUCAGCCCAUUAUCAGUCGGAAUGUUGUGAUGGGAGAGGAACCCGAAUUCUCCGUACGCAAUUUGCUAUGCACCGGUGAAGAAACAAGUGUGAAAGUAACAUGGCAACAGCCAGUUCGAACGAAGCAACUGGAAGGUUUUAAGCUUCGGGUUGGUGGUUCCAAACGGUUCGCGGACAGUUCUGGAGUAAUUCGAACCCUCGAAUUCCCCGCACGCAGUGUCAGCGUACCGUAUGCAGCCAUUCAUUCGGGUUACACAUACACGGUGAGCGAUCUCGAGCCGAACAGCGUUUACGAUGUCCAACUAAGCACUUACUACGAAUUGACUCUGAGCAUGGAAAGCAACUGGGAAACGACUAGCUGUUAUACACAAAUGCAACGCCCGGCAUUUGUCCCAACUCCUAUCGCUGUGGCGACAUCUCCAGCACGACGUCAAGUCCUCUUGCAGCUUACACGUGUAACCGAGCGGUUUGGGAAGAUUAGACACUACUUCCUUGUUGUUGCACCCGUGCAUUUGGCAAAUGGAGAAACAGAUAAGAUUGACAUUGAACAGGUUAUUACCUCUUCACGAGGAUUGCCCAGCUCCACGACAAGGUACGUUGCUGCCAAAUACCAGCAGGAUUAUUUCAAUCCUCCACCAAGGCAAACCAGGAAUUUCACCCUCGGUGGGCCGGUAAAUUUCAGAUUACGAGUGCUUCGUUCCGCUCCUGAAUGGAACAUUACCCGUCCGAAAAGGCAUGACGGGGUGGACAAAUUCUCCGACCCAGUUGACGAUGAAAUCAAUUUCGACAACAAGAUUCUAUUUGAUGGACAAGAAUACAAAGCUUUCGUCCAGGCAUGCGUAUUCCAAAUCGAUCACUUGAGCCCCAGUGGACCCAAUUCAUGUACUUCCUCCAGCUGGUCUCCAGGCUUUGGGCCAGACCGCGAGCUUGUCCCCUGGAAUCAAGCACACGAAGGGCAACCCUCGGCUUACGAUGAACUUGAUCCACAGAUACGGGGAUCAUUCAAUGGGGAGGCAAGAAACAAAGGUCUUUCGGGACUCAACAUAGUCGGAAAUGACUUCUUCCUCAUUCUGCUGGUCGCCGUAAUUGUUGGGCUGGCUCUGGUGGCCGUAGUUUGUGUUGCUUUUGGCUGCUUCGUGAAACAAAGACGGCGCCCGAAACUGCUAGGUCACUCUGCCAUGGUGGAUCCCGGUAUGAAACAACCACUCAUUUGUAUGAACGAAUGCGGGCCGUCUAACGGGAACAAGCUAACAAUAGCAACAAGCGGUGGCGAUUUGAUCACCGCGAACAUGAAUGCACAGACAAGCAGCUCACUUUUAUGUGAGCAGCGUAUGGGUGGGAGCUCUAUAUUGUGUCCAGGGAGCGCGAUUUCAACCCAAAGCAUGCCAGCCUCCCCACCAAUGGUGCCCCACUCGUCCCUACUGUCCUCAAUGACGGCCAGCGGGCAAGUUGGAUUGGCGACUUCAGGAACCUCAAGCCCAAUGACAGAGCUGUCGCAUCUGAACCACAUACACCACCAAGCCCAUGGACAGAUGUGUCACGUGUCUCGGCAGCACUCGCAUCUUUCCGGUGGAUAUUGUGAUAUAAAUAGCUCCGUUCAUGGACAUCGGAUUCCAGCUGUGGGUCCUUUUCUUGCAAACCGCGGUGGUACCUUGGGUAGCCACAGUGGAAGUCAUCCGAGCUCAUUGACUGGUGCACCUAGCACAGCCUUCGGUUCCAACUUGACAAACGUAAUCAAUUUCGGAGCAGACGAUAGUGGUACGUGCGAUGGUUUGGUAAUAGCACACAGCGGGCUAUCUGGACUAGAUGACGGACAAGAUACAAGAUAUGGUCUGCAUUCCUUGUCUCGCGUCACGAAAGGAACCACUAUAAAGCAACCAAUCCCAAUAGGCCGUCUGGCUGAACAUGUGGCCCGACUAUCCGCAGCGGAUAACCUGCUGUUUUCUCAGGAAUAUGAAUCUAUCGAAACGGACCAGCAUUUCACUUGGGAAAAUUCGAACAUGGAAGUUAAUAAACCAAAGAAUCGUUAUGCAAACGUGAUCGCUUACGAUCAUUCCAGAGUCAUUCUGCAAUCAAUCGAGUCUGUACCCGGAUCUGACUAUAUCAACGCCAACUACAUAGAUGGUUACAAGAAACCCAACGCCUAUAUCGCCACUCAGGGUCCCAUGCCCGAAACCUACUCGGAUUUCUGGAGAAUGAUUUGGGAGCAACGAGUUUUCAUUAUUGUAAUGAUGACCAGGUUGGAAGAACGAGCACGAAUCAAAUGUGAUUUAUACUGGCCCACCAGAGGACCCGAGUCGUAUGCCAGUGGUUUACUAACAGUCACCCCAACCGAAACGGUUGAAUUGGCAUACUAUACUAUCCGAACAUUCAAUGUAACGGCAAGAGGGAUUGACGAUGAGUGUCGUGAGGUACGCCAAUUCCAGUUCACAAGUUGGCCUGACCAUGGAGUCCCUGAAUACCCUAUACCUCUGCUUCUAUUCAUCCGGAGGGUUCGUGCUGCCCUAGCAACCAGUAUUUCUACGACAUCGGUACACGGACAGCCAAACUUGAUUGAACAAGGGCCCAUCGUUGUGCAUUGUUCCGCCGGAGUCGGAAGGACCGGCGCUUUCGUUGUGAUUGACAUAAUGCUUGAACGAAUCAAAUAUGAGAAAACUGUUGACAUUUACGGUUGCGUUAAGGCGAUUCGCUCGCAACGUAAUUUUAUGGUACAAACGGAAGACCAGUACAUUUUCAUUCAUUCUGCACUGCUGGAGGCGAUCGACGCUGGAAACACGGAGGUUCCUGCCCGUAGCCUGAUCGCACAUGUGAAGAAACUCCGAUUGUUGGACUCCACUCGUGGAUCUGGCAUGGAGCUGGAGUAUAAGGAAUUACAACUGUUUCGGUUGCCAAAUGCGAAAUACACAUCAGCUCAACAAGCUUCUAACCGGAACAAAAAUCGUAUGCUAAAUGUGCUUCCCUAUGAGAGCACUCGAGUUACACUGCAACCAAUCCGCGGAGUAGAUGGUUCUGACUAUGUGAACGCCAACUUCGUUGAUGGCUAUCGUGAGCGCCGAGCUUACAUCGCUACACAAGGUCCAUUGGCAAAAACAGUGGAAGACUUUUGGCGCAUGGUGUGGGAGUAUAACUCGACGAUUGUAGUGAUGCUUACCAAGUUAGUGGAACGUGGCCGGGAGUGCUGUCAUCCAUACUGGCCGGCUGAGAGAUCUGCUCGCUACCAAUACUACGUGGUUGAUCCAAUGGUCGAGUACGACAUGCCAAAUUACACUCUACGCGAGUUCAAACUUACCGAUGCUCGAGACGGCCAAUCACGCACUUUGCGCCAAUUUCAGUUCACAGAUUGGCCAGAGCACGGGAUACCCAGCUCGUGCGAAGUUUUCAUCGAAUUUCUUGGACAGGUCCACAAGACAAAAGAGCAAUUUGGACAAGAUGGUCCAAUCACAGUGCAUUGCAGCACUGGCACUGGAAGGACAGGAGUAUUCCUUGCCUUGUCCAUCGUCCUGGAACGCAUGCGGUACGAAGGGGUCGUGGAUAUGUUUCAAACUGUCCGAAUGCUCAGAACACAGAGACCCGGUUUGAUUGAUACAGAAGAGCAGUACCAAUUCUGCUACGAUGCUGCUUUGGAAUACCUGUCUUCUUUCGACCAUUACACCAACUGAGUACUGUGUGCAUUUCGACUUCCUCCAUCUGUGCCGAAAAUAUGUUUAAUGCCCACUUGUGUCCACAGUAUCACCCCUAUAUUCAAACAGCACCAAGUGAUAAUUUCGCAGUUUUUGACCCGUAAGCGGGAUUCGUUGAAGACUACGUUUGCUUUCCGGAGGUCUUCUCAAAUACUCAAAAACCUCAAAGCUGCGGAUGCUGCAAACACACCCUUACCGACAGGGUUUCUCUACUGACGAAUGUCCACAACCGAGUGUUACCGCUUUUGACAAAAGCGCACCCUGUGCUAUCAGGUGACUAAAAGAUGAGCAUCAGCUAUCUAGGGGCAGCAACUGUUUGCUAAACAAGUAAGGAGAAUUUGUUACUACACUGAUUGUGUCCAUGAUGUAUCCAUUUCUGUACAGCAACUGGCUACUUACAAUCCGGUACUUUUUAAACACUGCAAAGCCAGUUCACCCCUGUCUAUAUCGGCAGUUUGCACAAGAUGUAAUUACUUGAUUCAGGAAAGCUUUCUUCAUUUCUGAAUUAGGGCAUUGUAUUCGCUGUACAUAAAAGUUAUUGAAAUGGAGAUUUCUGUGUUUCAC
Molecule: messenger RNA, 8350 nt
Organism: Dicrocoelium dendriticum
Lineage: Eukaryota; Metazoa; Platyhelminthes; Trematoda; Plagiorchiida; Dicrocoeliidae
Source: the annotation of a GenBank genome assembly